Messenger RNA from Suillus subaureus, 519 nucleotides. RefSeq lists its product as uncharacterized. The record is from RefSeq and is a predicted model, not a curated record. NCBI's taxonomy places the organism in Eukaryota, Fungi, Basidiomycota, Agaricomycetes, Boletales, Suillaceae. Bases 1 to 519 code for a protein of 172 amino acids. The transcript has 3 exons.
AUGUCUAGCUGCGAUAUCUCUCUCGUUGCGGUCUGGCCCGACCAGCGCCAGUUCACUAUCAUGGAUCAUAUGGCAUACAAUGAACUACCUAACCGCACGGUAAUGUGGCUUCGCUUCGUUGGCACCUGGAUUCUUGGCAGUGUCUUCAGUCCGUCUAGUUUCAGGUUAUUUAACACACUGCAUGGGGAUGCCCCUUGUGCAGAGGUUGAGAGCAAUGGAUCAGCCGCCAUCAUCCCUUGCAUUUCAGGAGAGGAUCGUUUCUUUUAUCUACAUGUCGAGGCUUGGGUCCCAUAUCCAAACUUCGCGGAUGGUACCGAUGAUGAGCGGGGUGAUCUCGAUUCCGAGUCCGACUCUAGCUCUGAUGAAGUUGAAGAGGCGGACGUCCUCCAUGCUCCCAGUUUCCCGAGGCAGUGGCUGCCAGGAGGGUUGCUAGAGGAUGAUGAUUUAGAUCAACUCGAGAGCAGCGAGGUUGCGACGAUAAGUCUAGAGAGUCGAUUGCGGAAAUGUUCUGUGACGUGA